ACCUGUGACACUUGCAGAAUGGGUAUAUGUAGCCUACCACCUGGCUGAGAUUGCAUUUUCUGUUGGUGACUGAAGUAAUGGGAGCGUUUUGGGUCUUGCUUGUGUUGGUGCUGACUGUCUGGUUUACCACAGGCUCUGGUUUGCCAGUUGGUGACACAAAUGAAAUGAGCAGUAAUGGGCUGCAGAGGCAUAUGAGCGAUCUGUCUCCUUAUGACCCCUCCGUAAAGAAGGCCCUUACACUUUACCAUUCACAUGAGUCCGCGUUGCUGCGGAAGUCAAAAGAAGUCCAACUGGAAACUAAUGAAGUGGAAGGUAAGGCAUCUGCUUUCCACUUGAACGUUGUUGAACAUGAGCAGAACGACGGAGGGCCCACCGGCAACAACGGGACCCUGGGCGACGGCGCCACCGGCAACAACGGGACCCUGGGCGACGGCGCCACCGGCAGCAACGGGACCCUGGGCGACGACGCCAGCGGCAGCAACGGGACCCUGGGCGACGACGCCAGCGGCAGCAACGGGACCCUGGGCGACGACGCCAGCGGCAGCAACGGGACCCUGGGCGACGACGCCAGCGGCAGCAACGGGACCCUGGGCGACGACGCCACCGGCAGCAACGGGACCCUGGGCGACGUCGCCACCGGCAGCAACGGGACCCUGGGCGACGUCGCCACCGGCAGCAACGGGACCCUGGGCGACGACGCCACCGGCAGCAACGGGACCCUGGGCGACGUCGCCACCGGCAGCAACGGGACCCUGGGCGACGUCGCCAGCGGCAGCAACGGGACCCUGGGCGACGUCGCCACCGGCAGCAACGGGACCCUGGGCGACGACGCCAGCGGCAGCAACGGGACCCUGGGCGACGACGCCAGCGGCAGCAACGGGACCCUGGGCGACGUCGCCAGCGGCAGCAACGGGACCCUGGGCGACGUCGCCAGCAACGGGACCCUGGGCGACGUCGCCAGCUGCGGAAUCCUGGUCGACCUCCUUGUAUAA
This is a messenger RNA of Gasterosteus aculeatus aculeatus (three-spined stickleback), 992 nucleotides long. Lineage: Eukaryota; Metazoa; Chordata; Actinopteri; Perciformes; Gasterosteidae. The record is from RefSeq and is a predicted model, not a curated record.